UCCCCGGAACUCUAGAGUGCGCAGCUGCGGUUCCGGUCGGAGUUUCUUGGCACUGCCCACUGACAUGGCUGCGCCCGUAUUAAGGGGCGUUCGGAAGCUGCUGAAGCUCGUGGACUUCACGCCUGUCCCGCGGAGACAUCGAUAUAAGAAGAAAUGGGCUACCACAGAACCAGAAUUUCCUGCCAGUCGGCUUGCUCUGCAAAAUUUUGACAUGUCCUACGGUAUACAAUUUGGGGAUCUUUGGCCAUCAAUUCGUGUUAGUCUUCUCUCAGAGCAGAAGUAUGGUGCAUUGGUCAAUAAUUUUGCUGCUUGGGAUAAUGUGAGUGCUAAGCUGGAACAGCUGAGUGCCAAGGACUUUGUGAAUGAAGCCAUCUCUCGCCAGAAACUGGAGCCUGAGAGUGACCUUUCUCCAACUCCAUCCCCGGACUGCAGUCCAAACCUCCGAUGCUUCACUUUUUCCAGAGGGGAUGUCAGGCGCUUCCCUCCUGCUAGACUUGGCAGCCUAGGUCUCAUGGAUUACUACCUGAUGGAUGCUGCCUCCUUGCUACCUGUCCUGGCUCUUGGUCUGCAGCCUGGAGACACCGUGCUUGACCUGUGUGCAGCUCCUGGGGGAAAAACACUGGCAUUACUUCAAACUGGCUGUUGCCGCAAUCUAGCUGCCAACGAUCUCUCCACUUCCCGAAUAGGCAGACUGCAAAAGGUCCUUCACAGUUAUGUGCCUCAAGAUAUCAGGGAAGGGAACCAAGUUCGAGUUACCUCAUGGGAUGGCAGGAAGUGGGGAGAACUGGAGGGGGACACCUAUGACCGAGUGUUGGUGGAUGUGCCGUGUACCACAGACCGCCACUCCCUUCAUGAGGAAGAGAACAACAUCUUCCAGCGGUCAAGGAAGAAGGAGCGACAGAUGUUGCCUAUGCUGCAGGUGCAGCUUCUCGCGGCUGGACUCCUUGCCACCAAACCUGGAGGUCACGUUGUCUACUCUACUUGCUCUCUGUCACACUUACAGAAUGAGUAUGUGGUGCAAGGUGCCAUUGAGCUUCUGGCCAAUCAAUAUAGCAUCAAGGUUCAAGUGGAAGACCUAUCUCACUUCCGAAAGCUUUUCAUGGACACAUUCUGUUUCUUCCCAUCCUGCCAGGUUGGGGAGUUGGUAAUACCAAACCUCAUGGCUAAUUUUGGGCCUAUGUACUUCUGCAAAAUGCAUAGGUUGCCAUAGUGUCACCGUGUCCCUGAAGUAGGAAGACAAUGACUCUGUCGGAGCUAUUGAGACAGACCAGUGGCAGAGAUGCACUCCAGGGCCUGUCUCCACCCUGUGUGUUUUCUAAAGAUAGUUGUAAAUAGCAGGGAAUAGGACUGCUGCCCAGUUGUGGAUUAUCAGCAGGUUUCUAACAUCAGACCCUCACUUCUAUCCUUUAGUCUAAACUAAGGCCCCUGCUGAAUUAGGGAUCCGGACAGAAUCAGUGAAUUAAGCCCAUGGUUUAAGAUGUAAACUUGGGAAGAAACAUCUAACCAAUAAAGUUGUUGAAGUGCUAUAGA
This is a messenger RNA of Cricetulus griseus (Chinese hamster), 1530 nucleotides long. Lineage: Eukaryota; Metazoa; Chordata; Mammalia; Rodentia; Cricetidae. The record is from RefSeq and is a predicted model, not a curated record.